Messenger RNA from Aspergillus welwitschiae, 1046 nucleotides. Its product is annotated as mRNA splicing protein SMD2. Gene Ontology annotation, biological process: RNA splicing; spliceosomal snRNP assembly. The transcript has 5 exons. The record is from RefSeq and is a predicted model, not a curated record. Gene Ontology annotation, cellular component: U2 snRNP; precatalytic spliceosome; U1 snRNP. NCBI's taxonomy places the organism in Eukaryota, Fungi, Ascomycota, Eurotiomycetes, Eurotiales, Aspergillaceae. Gene Ontology annotation, molecular function: RNA binding. The coding region runs from base 79 to 426 and encodes 115 amino acids.
CCGAUCAAGUUCAAGCCUGUCCCUGCUGUCCUCCUCUGCACCGGCACCUUCCACCCCAUAUUUAUACUCGCGCCCACCAUGUCGACCGAUCCCAAGAUCCAGGACCUGCUCAACAAGCCUAAGAGCGAGCUCACUGAAUACGAGGUCUCCCUCGUCGAGGAACAUGAGCUCACUGCCGGUCCUUUGUCCCUUCUCCAAACCGCUACGCGCACACACACCCAGGUCCUGAUCUCAUGCCGGAACAACCGCAAGCUCCUCGCCCGUGUCAAGGCCUUCGACCGCCACUGCAACAUGGUUCUGGAGAACGUCAAGGAGACGUGGACCGAGAAGCCCAAGGGUGGUAGCGGCAAGGGUGUUAACAAGGAUCGCUUCAUCAGCAAGAUGUUCCUCCGUGGUGACUCCGUCAUCCUCGUCCUGCUCAGCUGAACUCUGUUCACAUGAUGCGCUCAUUUCCCUUCUCGAACGGUCCUGGGCCGGUCCGGGCUUGGCUUCUCUCUGAUCGAGCUGAAAUCCGACGGAGACGAUUUCUAGUUGACACAGACGAAUGAACGAUACCCUUUUAGUCGUGCGAUACUUGCGGGAUUGGACGGGAUGUUAGAUUACAUCAUCACGUACAAUCUGCCUCCCCGCCCAAUUAAUCCAGCCCUAUCCGGACCUUGGCUCUCCUUUUCCUUCUCGUUUCAUAUAUUGCUAUUUUCCCGAUCUCAAAUUCACCGUUACUUCUCUCUGAUUUACGGCGGGGGCAGAUUUGGCGUUCUCCGGACUCUUUUGUUUUUUUAAAGCUAGAAAAAGGAAUCUGAAGUGGAGUAUCUCGGCUUGAUAAAAGUAGGGGGAGGACAUUGAUGAAUCGGGUUGUACUCGAUGCUCGAGCGAGAGCUAGAUAGUGCUAGCCGGGAUUGUGAAGUGUAUCUGACUCGGUUGGAUAUACUCUGAAUGUUAAUACCACGAUAAAACAAUGUACGAGUACACCACUAAAAGACGUAGUGGAUUGUCAAAUCUAAACAAACAUACGAUAUACGAUAGAUAGACCCGACCAUGAUCCUGAC